GCUCGAGACGCGACGAGCUUGGGCUUGCCAACAUUGACGCAAUCUGACAGCCCAGGAGCAGUCUGUGCAGGAGGCCCGGCUAUCAACAUCUGCUACAUAUGUACCGAACGACUAUCGCAUAGUUUGCUGUUAUGAGGGACGACGAGUCCGACAGCAGUGAUAAUGCUCUGCCGCCAACUCCACGUAAAGAUCGUCUGCUCGUGCCGCCCACCUCUGCCAAUGCCAAAAAGCAGGCCCUGAGCGGUGCGUUGCGCAUUCAAUCUCCAAAUGCCUCACCCCUGACAUCGCCCAUCAAACAAGAGGCUCGAGUGGCAGUUUUGCCGUCUCCCAAAAAGACUCUAUUCAGCCGUCCAAAGCUCAAUCUCAAGGAGAAGACCAGGGAGAAUAUGCCAUCUGAGGAGGAGCCCGUGACACCAUCUUAUUUUCAAGACUCGAGUGCGCCGUCCACAUUCUCUAGCUUUCUCAAGAGCGCGGGCAAUCACGUAUCGCAUCCUUUGCACGGCUCAAGACAGCCAACGCCUGGCGCAAAUGGCGUUCGUGGACGCUCCCUAGACCUGCUGCGUGGCGAUCAAGGCCAAAACUCGCCUUCGUUCUUCUCUGCAGCUCGCCAAGUAAGUCAAGCAGAGCGCUUAUCAGAGACAACAGACGAUACGUGGUCUCUCUUGUGUGCGCGCGUCCUGCCAUUGUUUUGCGGCGAAGGCUUACGCCAACCAGUCGAAGACCUCAAUCGUCUAGUCAGCACCUAUCUACGUUACUGUAUUGACAACAAGGAGCAAAGUCAUUUGGUGGAAGACUUGGUUGAGCUAUUCGAGACUGGUACUGCAAGCUUGGACAACAACCUGGCAGCCAUGAAUGACGAAAAGCUCAUUCACCGACUGGUCGAAAUUUGGGUCUUUUACUUUUCUUCAGUCUUGCCAUAUCUCGAGGCCACCUUUCUACCACUGACGGUCGAAUUCAGCAGCAACGCGUCCCCGUACUUGGCAGACUCAGGCAACGUCGACUCUCUCUCGAUUCAUCUACUCGCACUACAGGCGUACCGCGAUGUGAUCGUCCUUCCACUUAAAACACGCCUGGCAGGACUUUUGCAACAAUUGCCGUUUCUAGUCAACGUAUCGGGCUCUGCAGAUGAUGCGAGCGAGACAUUUAGCAGAAUGCUGCAGUGCAUCUCCAUCCUCCGGCGCGUACAAAGCGGCGACAAGAGCCAAGAAUGCAUGGACGAGCUUGGCAAGGCAGUCUUGAUUCGUCGAGUCAAGAAUCGUGGUGAUCGACGCGGCUUUGUCGCUGGUAAGAAAAUAGUUGUUGAUGAUACACCAGUCUGAAACAAUCGUGUUUCCACAAGGUAUGUCUUGCACGGACCUGCUUUUUGAAGAACAUGCGUUUCCUUCUACUAUCUGGUGUCGUCGCUGCUUCGCUUGAUGGCCUCUCUAUACCAAUCAAGUCAACGUCAGGCUACCUGCAUGGGCCUCCCAUUUUUUACUCUACCUUCACCCUGGCUCAAAACGGUCAGCAAAUCAAUCUUGUCAUGGAUACUGGAUCCUCCGAUACCUGGGCUGUUGCGGAUGACUUUGAGUGUACGGAUCGCGAGCAUCUGCUGAGGGGUCAAGUAAGGCGACAAGAAGACUGUCACAUGGGUCAGCCAAUCAAGGAGGGCAGCUUUG
Messenger RNA from Protomyces lactucae-debilis, 1658 nucleotides. Its product is annotated as HbrB-like-domain-containing protein. NCBI's taxonomy places the organism in Eukaryota, Fungi, Ascomycota, Taphrinomycetes, Taphrinales, Protomycetaceae. Gene Ontology annotation, cellular component: TORC2 complex. The record is from RefSeq and is a predicted model, not a curated record. Bases 132 to 1319 code for a protein of 395 amino acids. Gene Ontology annotation, biological process: TORC2 signaling. The transcript has a single exon.